Molecule: messenger RNA, 1416 nt
Organism: Carassius auratus (goldfish)
Lineage: Eukaryota; Metazoa; Chordata; Actinopteri; Cypriniformes; Cyprinidae
Gene: dcdc2c
Product: doublecortin domain containing 2C
Exons: 12
Coding region: 137-1381 (414 amino acids)
Biological process (GO): intracellular signal transduction
Cellular component (GO): microtubule; microtubule organizing center
Source: RefSeq, a predicted model, not a curated record
UCUGGCUGCCUCCAGUAACGCGGAAGACAACGAUUCAAACAUUUCGUUUGCGGUUACUAAAAUUGUGUUUUAUUUAUAUAUUUAAUUAGGUGUUGUCAGCACCUCCCCGUGGAUUACCGCAGAGUUAUUUUAGUUCAUGAUGUAUGCGCAUCCUCCGCCGCCCAAAACGGUCAUUGUGUUCAGGAACGGAGAUGCUUUUUACCCCGGCCGAAAGUUUGUUAUCAAUCAACGCCAGUCAUACACUUUUGAAAGCUUUCUGAACACUGUCACUCGAGGCAUCACAGCUCACUUUGGGGCAGUGCGAAAUAUUUACACCCCUAACAAGGGUCACAGGGUGGCGAAUCUGGAGAAGCUGGUGCAUGGAGAGAUAUAUGUGGCAGCCGGAGCAGAGAGACUCAAACAAAUGGACUAUCGUCACAUAACAACACAGAAACCUCCCAAAAAGAAAAGUGAACUGAUCCAACCUGUAGUUCACAGCAGAAUAAUUGUCCCAGCUCGAUGGAAGAGAAUCAGUAAUGAGUCGUGCAUCAUCAAUGUCUUUACCAAUGGAGAUAUCUUGGUUCCUCCAGCACGGGUGCUGAUUCCCAAACACACGCUUGGUAGCUGGGAAAACGUGUUGGCCAUGGUGACCGAGAGAGUUCACCUUCGCACUGGAGCUGUGCACAGAUUGUGCAUGCUGAAUGGGAAGCCUGUACGUGGAUCGUAUGAUCUGCAGAACAACCACUAUUAUGUUGCUGUAGGGAGAGAGAGGUUCCGGUCUUUGCCAUAUCAUCUGGCCCCAAGCAAGGGAGUAAUCCACGAUAUUGCCGAUGUGGUCAACAAUGGCAUUCAUCCAGUUCUAAAAAAAGAUAAAGAAGACCGAACUUUGUUUGCAAAACCAGGAGUGGACAGCACCGGCUCCGUUUUUUACGCCAAACAGCCCAGGCAGGGAUGGAAAAUCCCAGAUCUCUUUGCUACGGCGGAAAAAAGUGUCUUCAGAGCCACAAACAAAAUGAAGGAGGCAGUAGUAGCAUCUGAAGUACUGGAAGAUGAAAAUAUGAAGGUUGAUCUUCCGAUUGAACAGAUGGAAGUAAGAGAAGUUGAGGAGGAACCAAACUCCUACAAUGACUUCAAAAACCAUCAAAAUGCAGCUUUAUCAACAAGGUCAUCCCCUUCUAGAACCAAUAAGAUCUCAGAAUAUACCUCGAGUAUGAAGGAGUCAAGAGACCUCCAACCCAACAGCCAUGGAGAGAGCAAGGACCAGUCAUUAGAUCAACAAGAACCAAAAGACACCAAGGGGGAGGAGAUAUCCUCAAAGAAGUAUGGAAUACGAUCGCAUACGUCUAAGUUUUUAAAGGAAAAGAAAAAAGUAACCUUGAACUGUGGACCUAAUGGCUUUUAAGUAUCAGGUAUGUACUUAAUGAAAAGUAGUUGAGC